This is a messenger RNA of Aspergillus novofumigatus IBT 16806, 1041 nucleotides long. RefSeq lists its product as uncharacterized. The transcript is spliced from 5 exons. The coding region runs from base 198 to 854 and encodes 218 amino acids. Lineage: Eukaryota; Fungi; Ascomycota; Eurotiomycetes; Eurotiales; Aspergillaceae. The record is from RefSeq and is a predicted model, not a curated record.
AAAGGAGCAACAAAACCUGCAUAUAAAACGACGUCUUGCUCUACUUCAAGCUGUUUUCCUCUUCCUCCUCCCACCAGCCAAAUCCACUCUUUCCAGUCAAUCUUUUGCAAGGCCAGCUUUCAGCGACCAUCCACUCUUUUCCACAACUCUCAGUCACUCCUUUAAUUCCUAAUUCUUAAUCAAAACCAACCGUCACCAUGAAGUUCACUGGAAUCGUCGCUUCCCUGGCUGUUGCCAGCUCUGCCUCUGCUCUGGCCAUCCCUCAGACCCCUGUUGAUGCCACCCUGAGCAAGCUGAACAAUGCUCUCAACAAUGUUGAGGGUCUCGUCGGUGGUCUCCUCAGCGGCGUUUGCGAGGAGGUCGACCUCACCCAGGUUCAGACCGAACUCAUCACCAUCAAGGGCCAGCUGACCAAGCUUGUCCCUGUCUCUGUUGCCACCAAGCGUGAUGUCAUGGGCACUGCUAACAAUGUUGCUACGCCCGUCACCGGUGCCGCCGGUAGCGAAGUCGGCAAUGUUGAGGGUGCUGUUAAGCCAGUCACCAAUGUCGCUGGCGGUGCAGUCAACACCGUUGAGGGUGUUGCUAAGCCCGUCACCGAUGUCGCCGGUGGCGCUGUUGGCACCGUCAAGAAGACUGCUGGCGGCGCUGUUGGCACCGUUGAGAACAUUGCCUCUGGUGCCGUCGACACUGUUACUGGCACUGCCGGCGUCAACACCCUUGCGGAAAACCUGGUCAGCAAGGUUAAGAGCGGUGCCCUCGACGCUGCUGGUGUCAAGAACGUCCUCACCACUGUCGGCCAGGCUGGUGGUCUCAACCCUACUUCUCUCACCUACGUCCUCGCGGGACUCCUUUAAAUCCAAUACCCACCUUUGUGAACGCAUUAUGUACAUCGAGAAACCCCGGGAUACCAUGAUCAUGUGGGUGUAUAGCGCGACUCUUUAACUUCACGCCUUCGGUUCGUUUUGAUCUGCCAAACGGCGCUGGAUCUUGUGGAUAAGCUUCAUGUAUAGUACCUUAUCAACUUCAUACCUUUAUGUCCAA